AUGUGCCUGGAUGUAGAUGCCUAUUUUGUGCCUCGUUAUGCCCAAUUAUACGAAAAUAUUGAUGCACAGAUCGAUUACACCUUAAAAGCUAUAAAUGACGCAAAUUUGCAAAUAAAAACUAUUUGGGUAGUAAUUUCAAGUAAUUUGCGUUCUGGGUGGACGGAGAAUGCUCAAAGUAAUGUUGAUUGUCUAACUCGAUUUUUGACUCAAUUUAAGGUAAAAUUUAUUUUUAAAAGGCGUGAUUGAGGGUGAAGUUAAUGAAAAAUAUUUAAUUUUAGAAUAUUAAUAAUAAUUUUCAAAUUGGAAUUGCGACACGUCAAGACGAAUUAGAAGAAAUUACUGGGACGGCUGGAGAUAUAGGCGCGUCCAAACCUAACGGUUAUAUUUUUUAUUUAAAAUCCCAAGGAUCGCUCGGUCUCAGAUCAGAC
Messenger RNA from Meloidogyne enterolobii, 428 nucleotides. Lineage: Eukaryota; Metazoa; Nematoda; Chromadorea; Rhabditida; Meloidogynidae. The record is from the annotation of a GenBank genome assembly.